Molecule: messenger RNA, 2466 nt
Organism: Colletotrichum karsti
Lineage: Eukaryota; Fungi; Ascomycota; Sordariomycetes; Glomerellales; Glomerellaceae
Exons: 1
Coding region: 1-2466 (821 amino acids)
Source: RefSeq, a predicted model, not a curated record
AUGGGACGGAACGACCCCAUCGACCAGACCAUAGAGUUGGGCUACCGGUCACCAACGACACCAUCGCUAAUGUCACCAGAUGCGGUCUCGAUCGGUACCACCAACAAGCCUCUACUGUCCGAGGACCCUUACGACGAAAACUCGGAAGACAGGUACUUUGAUCGCAAGUCCCGAAAGCCGUGGCACGUACACGUCGGGAACCACGAGGAUGGCCCAAAGAGAGUCAUCCAGAGGACGGCCCCGAGACUCCUGACGGCCUGGCUACCUCACGCCCCGGCCAUUGGCGUCACCUGCAUCCUCAUCUGGCUGAGCCACUCGCAGACGUUCUGGUACCCCGAGAGCGGCCCGGACAUCCCGUUCAUCGGCCGCUUCGGGAGCAGACACACCGUCGUCGCCAACGUCCUCCAGUUCGCGUCCAAGCUGCACGAGCUCAUGGUCGUCGCCUCCCUCGCCGCCAUCGCCCUCUCCAUGUUCCGCCGCAGGCUCGUCAGCGACGGCGUCCGACUCGGCUUCCUGACCGGCGGCUACCGCCUGGGCGACCUGGCCUACCUGACGAGCGGUGCGUUCUGGGGGCUGGGUCGCGUGGGCACGACGGAGAUCAUCCUCGUCACGUUUGUCGUGUUGGGCACCAUCAUGUCGACCAUCAUCGGUCCCGCCUCCGCCAUCCUCUUCGUGCCGAAUCUCGGCUGGUUCAACCUUCCGGGGGCGUUCGACAACGUCAAGAUGCCCCUCGCGUACACCCUCAACCCCAAACAAGCCUGGCCGCAGCUUUUGGAUUCCAGUCUGCAUCACUUCGCCAAGACCCCGGAGUGCAAGACGACCGAGAGCAUCUACCAGCCGCAUUGCUACGCCGGAGGCUUCUCGGAUAUGUGGAACUGGCUGGGGGGUUUCCGCUACACGGACUUGGACAACAACCUUACCUUCUCGUCGGAGAUUGGCCGUCGCUUGGAACUUCACGAAGACAAGUCCGUCGCGCUGUUCACCACGCCAACGAGCUUCGCGAUGAAGAGUCUUGGUCUCUUCACAACCUACAUCCAGAAGUCGGAAAGCGUUGGCAUCCUGCACGACACUCAGCGCUACAAGCUCACCACCACGUCAGAGAUGAAACAGCCGUUCCUGCAGGGAAAGUGCGCCGUGUACGACAAAGACGAGCUGCUGCAGAGCGGCGCGGAGGCCAAGUUCCCCAUCGAGGCUCUGAACUGCCACGGCGACGGGGACUGCAUCACCCUCCAGCGGAAUCCCCCCAUCGUCGAUCGGGACUACUGGAACUCGAGCAAAGAUGCGACGCAGGGCCUGUUCGACAUGUCAUACAACGCCGCUCCCAAAGUCAAGUCCGUCAUCACCGUGGCGGGCACGAUGCCCUACGCCUCGAAGGACAUGGAGCAGAAGACGUGGGUGUACGCGUGCAACUACGUCGCGCGCUGGGUCCCCGCGACCUUCAGCGUCGACCCGGACACGAACAACAUCAUGGACACCAACGUCAGCUCGCCCGCGGUCAUGAGCGCGCUCUUCCAGGACGAGACGCCCCACAGGGACAGCGUCAUCCAGGUCGACCGGUCCUGGCUGACGGGCACGAACCCGCAGUUCGAAAUCACAAACACCAUCUACUACACCAACACCAAGACCUACAACGACACCCUCGUCAAGACGUCCCCCCUGAAGCUCAUGCUCAACCGCUUCCUCUACUUCUCCACGCGCCCCGACGGCAGGAUCGUGCGCUACUUCGACACCAUCGACGACAGCAAGCGGCCCGAGGUCGGCAAGGGCGACACGGAGCUCUUCCUCGCCAAGCUCUUCGGCGUCUUCUUCACCGACAGCAUGGCGCGCAUCUCCUCCAACGGCAACACGAUCCUGAUCCUCGAAGAAGAGAAGAAGAACCUGACGUGGGUCAACCUGGCGGUGCAGAACGGCCUCUUCUCGGGCGCGCACAGCUACGUCGACGUCGAGGGCAACACGUCGUGGCCGACCAGCGAGUUCGUCAACAGCAACUUCAACCCGACGCCCCGCGACAAGACGGUCGACUUCUACACGCAGCAGAUGCGCGACGACUACCUGCAGAUCGGGCUGGCCGCGGAGCGCCACGGCUACGGCUCGGGCCAGUCCUCCAAGACGCUGCAGUUCGCGCUGGUCGUCAUGUACAUCUACCUCGGCGUCGUCGGGGUGUACGGCGGCGUGGUGCUCGUCUCGCAGGCGCUGGACUGGAUCGGGUGCGCGGUGGGGGGCAAGGGGCUGGACCUGAGGGGCGUGACGGCGUGGAGCGACCUGCAGGACCUGGUGCUGUUGGCGCUGCGGUCGGAGAGGCCGCCGGACGGGGAUCUGACGCACGUCGGGGCCGGGGUCGGGUCCGGGACGGGGGUGUGGGAGAAGGUUGUUAAAGUCAGGGUCGGGGACGGGAAUGCGUUGCAGCUUGUGUUGGACGAGCGGGAGGAUAUGAUGAGGCCGCGGAAGGGGGACAAGUAUUCGUAG